This is a messenger RNA of Pleurotus ostreatus (oyster mushroom), 4227 nucleotides long. RefSeq lists its product as uncharacterized. Bases 1 to 4227 code for a protein of 1408 amino acids. Gene Ontology annotation, cellular component: membrane. NCBI's taxonomy places the organism in Eukaryota, Fungi, Basidiomycota, Agaricomycetes, Agaricales, Pleurotaceae. Gene Ontology annotation, molecular function: ABC-type transporter activity; ATP binding; ATP hydrolysis activity. The transcript is spliced from 24 exons. The record is from RefSeq and is a predicted model, not a curated record. Gene Ontology annotation, biological process: transmembrane transport.
AUGACCAAGUCGACGUCCCCUUCGCUCGACGACGACUCCAACGCCGAGAAACAAGACAAAUCCAAACUCCGAACUAACUACCAAUACCCUGAACGCUCAGUAUUCACGAAAGUACCUUUCAUCUCGACCAAGGCGCCGCCCCCACCGAAGGGAUCCAUUGACGAUGCAGAAACUAUCCCUGAAGUCAAGGCUAGUUGGAUAAGCCUUAUCACAUUUGGCUGGAUCACCCCGUUACUUGUCCUUGGCUACCUUCGUCCUUUGGAGGCUUCGGAUCUGUACAAAUUACAAGCGGACCGAUCGUCUGCAUAUGUGGCCGAGAAGAUAGUAACGUCGUACGAUCGGCGACGGAAAGAGGCAGAUGAGUACAACAUGCGAUUGCGCAAUGGGGACGUCAAGCCUCCGGUGUGGAAAAAGUUGUGGUGGAUUCUUAGAAGGGACAGCAAGGCGCGCGAGGAGAGGUGGAGAGAUUUUGAUGGCAAGAGACGCGCGAGCUUGGUCAUGGCCAUGAAUGACAGCGUCAAGUGGUGGUUCUGGUCCGGGGGAAUCCUCAAAAUCCUCGGUGACGGCGCGCAAAUUACCAGCCCUUUGCUUGUAAAGGCAAUCAUCAACUUUGCUACUGCAUCAUACACGAAUCACCGAACGGGUAAUUUCGACGCCAUCCCGCCCAUUGGCCAGGGAAUUGGUUACGUAUUCGGAUUGCUGGGUCUACAAAUAGUCGCCUCCCUAUGUACUCACCACUUCUUCUACCGCGGUGCAUCAACAGGGGUGCUCCUUCGUGGUGCUCUCAUCACUGCCAUAUUCCAGCGUUCGCUCCGGUUAACAUCCCGUGCCCGCUCCAAGUUACCCAACGGCAAACUCGUUAACCAUAUCUCCACUGAUGUAUCGCGCAUCGACUUUUGUUGCGGCUUCUUCCAUAUGGCAUGGACGGCUCCGAUACAAAUGAUUGUCUGCUUGAUCCUGUUGAUAGACAAUCUGGGACCUAGUGCCUUAGCUGGAUUUGGGUUCUUCCUCCUCGCGACUCCAGCGCAGACGAUGGUGAUGAAGAACCUAUUCAAGCUACGAAGGAAGAGCAUGAUAUGGACCGAUAAGCGCGCGAAGUUGCUGCAAGAGCUGCUAGGCGGUAUGAAAGUCAUCAAGUUCUUCGCUUGGGAGACACCAUUUCUUCAGCGCCUCGUCGAUUACAGGCAGAAGGAAUUGAGUUACAUCCGCUCGUUGCUGCUCGUGCGAUCCGCCAACAACGCUGUUGCAAUGUCACUACCAGUCCUGGCGUCGGUCCUAUCUUUCGUUACUUACUCGCUUUCUGGACAUUCGCUUGAUCCAGCCAUUAUUUUUGCGUCUUUAACUCUGUUCAAUUUGCUGCGACUACCCUUGAUGUUCCUGCCCGUGGCAUUCAGCUCGAUCGCAGAUGCUGCGAACGCUACCUCGCGUCUAUACGACGUCUUCGAAGCGGAGACACUAGAAGAAACACAAGUCACCGAUCCUCAGUUGCCCUAUGCCAUCGAAGUCAAGAAUGCGUCCUUCAUGUGGGACAGUCCUCCUCCCGAUGACGCAAAGUCGAAGAAGCGGCCAGGCCUUUACGCGCACGUUCCAACCUCGACUACCUCUGCAGGGAAGGCAAAGAACGACGACAAGACGAUAUUCGAGAUGAAAGACGUGAAUUUGACUAUUCCAAGGGGCAAAUUGGUUGCCAUCGUCGGCGCUGUGGGCUCCGGCAAGACGUCGUUAUUGCAAGGCAUCAUCGGGGAAAUGAGACGCACAUCCGGCACAGUGACAUUCGGAGGUUCUGUUGGGUAUUGCCCGCAGACUGCUUGGAUCCAGAAUCUAACGAUCCGCGAGAAUAUUUGCUUCGGGAGGCCUUUCGAAGAAGAGCGCUACUGGGCGGCCGUUCGGGAUGCCUGUCUUGAACCUGAUAUCGAUAUGCUGCCCUACGGCGAUAUGACUGAAGUCGGGGAAAAGGGCAUAUCUCUUUCCGGAGGCCAGAAGCAACGAGUGAAUAUUGCUAGAGCCAUAUAUUGCAACACCGACAUCCAAUUCUUCGAUGAUCCGCUCAGUGCCUUGGACGCCCAUGUUGGCAAGGCGGUCUUUCAGAACGUCCUGCAGAACACUCUUUCUGGCAAGACGAGGAUCCUGGUGACGCACGCUCUUCACUUCUUGCCGCAAGUUGAUUACAUUUUCACCGUCGUCGACGGGCGCAUUGCCGAACGCGGGACUUAUGCCGACCUUAUGGAGAACAACGGCACAUUCUCGAAGUUUGUUCACGAGUUUGGGUCGCAGGAAGAAGAGAAGAAAGAGGUCGAGGCGGAAGAAGAUGCUAUAGAUGCUGAAAAGGACGGUAACAAAAAAGCGAGAAAGCCAGAUGUUAUAGGCGCGUCUCAGAUGCAGGCCGAGGAACGGAACACUGGAGCCAUUAGCGGGCAAAUCUAUAAAGAUUACGCAAAGGCAGGGAAUGGCGCAGUUGUCCUUCCCCUCUUAGCGUUCGCGUUGGUGUUUUUGCAGGGCUCGAAUGUUAUGUCGUCCUAUUGGCUUGUGUACUGGCAAGAAGACCAAUUCAAUCAAUCUCCGGGCUUCUACAUGGGGAUCUAUGCAUCCUUGGGUAUCUCUCAAGCCCUGGCAUCUUUCCUGAUGGGAAGUACAUUUGCCAUGUUGACGUACUUCGCAUCGCAGCGACUGCACAAGGCCGCAAUAAACAGAGUUUUACAUGCGCCCAUGUCAUUCUUCGACACUACGCCACUUGGUCGAAUCAUGAAUCGCUUUUCUAAGGAUAUCGAUACUAUAGAUAACCUACUGGGAGAUGCCCUACGCAUGCUCGCGGGCACUUCUUCAUCUAUAUUGGGAGCUAUCAUCUUGAUCUCCAUCCUGCUUCCCUGGUUCCUCAUCGGCGUCUUCUGCAUCUUGAUCGUCUACUACUACGCCGCCACCUUUUAUAGAGCUAGUGCUCGAGAGCUUAAGCGGCUUGAUGCUAUUCUGCGAUCCACGCUGUAUUCACACUUUUCCGAGUCCCUAUCUGGCCUACCUACGAUUCGAGCCUACGGUGAAGCGGAUAGGUUCAGACAAGAGAAUGAGGAUCGCGUAGACAUAGAGAAUCGGGCCUAUUGGCUAACGGUCACGAAUCAAAGGUGGCUGGGUAUCCGAUUGGACUUUUUGGGCGCACUGCUCACUUUCGUUGUGGGCAUGCUUACCGUCGGCACUCGCUUUUCUAUUUCUCCUGCUCAAACUGGUGUGACCCUAUCUUAUAUCCUCUCUGUUCAGCAAGCAUUUGGCUGGCUCGUUCGUCAAAGCGCGGAAGUCGAAAACGACAUGAAUUCAGUUGAGCGAGUAGUGCACUACGCAAAGGAGAUUGAACAAGAAGCACCCCACGAACUUCCUGACAGGAAACCUCCCGCACCGUGGCCCUCUAAAGGCGACGUGGAACUCAAGAAUGUUGUACUCAGUUACCGCCCAGAGCUGCCAGCCGUCUUGAAGAAUGUCAGCAUGGUUGUAAGAGGAGGCGAGAAGAUUGGUAUAGUUGGACGAACUGGCGCUGGAAAAAGCUCGAUUAUGACUGCGUUGUACCGCUUGGUUGAGCUCACUUCAGGAUCUAUCAUCAUCGACGGUGUCGAUACUUCGACCGUUGGACUGACCGACUUGCGAAGUGGGCUAGCAAUUAUUCCUCAGGAUCCCCAACAAGUCUCUGGGACGCUGAGGACUAAUUUGGAUCCCUUCAACUUACACGAUGAUGCGCGACUUUGGGACGCUUUGAAGCGCUCAUACUUGGUGGAGUCCGCAAAGAGGAAUUCUGCUGCCCUCGAGGACGAUCUCCCAACCGGUGCAAAUACUCCCACCAAUCGUUUUACCCUUGACACUCCAAUCGAAGACGAAGGUUCCAACCUCUCCGUGGGCCAACGAUCUCUUGUAUCCCUCGCAAGGGCGUUGGUGAAGGACACCAAAGUGCUAAUUCUUGAUGAAGCCACGGCGUCCGUAGAUUAUGAGACCGAUCGCAAGAUUCAAGAUACGAUUGCUCACGAAUUCCAAGAUCGCACGAUAUUAUGUAUCGCUCAUCGAUUACGGACUAUCAUUGCCUACGAUCGUAUUUGCGUGUUAGAUGCCGGCCAAAUUGCUGAAUUCGACACGCCUCUAAACCUAUACUCAAAGGCUGAUGGUAUCUUUAGAGGGAUGUGCGAGCGAUCCUCGAUCACUUUAGACGAUAUCAGGCUCGCGUCCAAAAUCCGCGAUGAGAACGCGUACUGA